Molecule: messenger RNA, 1212 nt
Organism: Cladocopium goreaui
Lineage: Eukaryota; Dinophyceae; Suessiales; Symbiodiniaceae
Source: the annotation of a GenBank genome assembly
AUGCCGAGGGUCCCGGCACAACCGAUCGCUACGGAGAAUUCCCAGGAUGGAGCAGUCGGCCUGAGGCUUCCUCAAAAGACUAGGCAGGCUGUACUGCUGGCUGCCUCAUCUCCCUUCGGCAAGCUGAAAGCGAUGGAGGACAAGCUUUUCAAAUUGGCUGGCGAGGAUGCAGAAAAAGAUCCAAAGUGGUGGGCAGAUCUCCGAACAGCUUCGCGCUUCCUGAUGGAGGCAAAGAAGAGGUCAGUGGGGGAGUAUAUCACAGAUGUUCUGGACAACGGGAUUGGGAAGUUCCUUGUCUUUGCACAUCACAAGGAGAUGUUGGACUCCUUAGAAAACGUGUUGAAAGAGAGGGUCGGCGGUGGCGGAUACAUUAGGAUUGAUGGCAGCAUGUCGUCCCAACGCCAGAGAGCCGACCUGAAACGAUUCCAAGAGGACCGGCAGUGUCAUGGCGGUUUACUGUCCAUAACAGCUCUGGCAGAGGGGCAGACCAUCACGAACGCCAAGAUCGUCAUUUUUGCCGAGUUGGUGUGGACGCCGAGCACCAUUGAUCAAUGUGAGGGACGGGCUCACAGAUCCGGCCAGCAAAGAUCGGUACUUAUUCAGUACCUGUUGUUGCAAGAUUCGGAGGUUGAUCGCAGGUGUUAUCAGCGCCUGGAAGAAACACAUCAACAUGCUGCCAAAGUACUGGACAACAACGAAUCUGCAUUUGUGGAAGAGACUGUGGACCAAGAGAAGGCGAAGAGAAUGGCUGGACAAGUGCUCGGUGACAGGCCGGAUAGGCGACCAAAACCUUUCACCUCGCACGUGGCGUACCCAAAAGCACAAGCAGAGCCAGUCAAGGCUGAAGGCCUCUCUGUGCAAAAGGCUGUGGAGCAAAAGUUCAAGUCUGUACCAAAUGCAAGGAGCAGUGCCUCCAAAAGCACACCAUCGGCUGAGCCAGCUCCUUCGUUGCCGCUCCCAGAUGUUGAGUCCUACAAGAUCUUGGAUCAUCUCCAUUUGGGCCUGAACGUGAAAAUUGGAGCGACCUACUCCAGACAAGAGCUGGAAGCAAGAUGCAAAGGAAAUGCCCAGAAGUUGGGGCGGUUGCGUUUCCAUGUUCGAGAUCUGAAGAAGCUCCAACGGGUGGAUUCUGGGUCUACCAAGUCUACUGAGUCUACCUGUGAGCCGCCCUCGAAGAAGCCACGGACAGAUGAACCUGAGGACUUGUGGUAG